Diabrotica virgifera virgifera (western corn rootworm) is the source of this 18181-nucleotide messenger RNA. Its product is annotated as RNA-binding protein Musashi homolog 2-like. The transcript has 5 exons. The record is from RefSeq and is a predicted model, not a curated record. Gene Ontology annotation, molecular function: RNA binding. Bases 229 to 1431 code for a protein of 400 amino acids. Gene Ontology annotation, cellular component: cytoplasm. NCBI's taxonomy places the organism in Eukaryota, Metazoa, Arthropoda, Insecta, Coleoptera, Chrysomelidae.
AAACCAGAAACGAACGAACACGGCCAGAAGAACUCCGAAGGGCUGCUUUCGGAACUUGCGAGGAUAUACGACGGUAUCAUACAGCUGCAUCAGUCUUCUUUCGUUUGUCGGAGGGGUGAAUUUCAGUUUUGCAAGUGAAGCGCGUGAUACAUAACCGUUUUUACAAGUUUUGUUUGUUUGUGUUUGAAGAACUAUUUAUUCAGUGAUUUUGGUUGUUUUGUGGGAACAAUGCUGUUCGAAAAUCCUCCCGGAAAAUUGUUUUCUCCUUACAGUGUGCCACCGCCAGUCUUACCGCCGCCUAUACACGGAAUCCAUUGUCCAACGUUCACAGUCAUACAGCAAGACAGGGAAAGCGCUGGCAUGGGUGAAGGCAACGGCAUGAUGGAUCCUCAUGAACUUACUUUGGUGCCCAUCAACGGCAGCCACUCAGGCUCCUCUGGUAGAAGCACACCAAACGCAUCGAAUGAUCCAGCUCCUGGAAAACUGUUUGUGGGAGGCUUAAGUUGGCAGACUUCCAGCGAAAAAUUGAAAGAAUACUUCGGGAUGUUCGGCAACGUUACAGAUGUCUUGAUAAUGAAGGAUCCAGUUACACAGAGAAGUCGAGGUUUCGGUUUCAUCACAUUCUCAGAACCAUCAAGUGUAGAGAAAGUACUGAAGGUUCCAAUACAUACAUUGGACGGAAAAAAGAUUGACCCAAAACACGCAACACCCAAAAAUAGACCAAAGCAACCAAACAAGACUAAAAAGAUAUUCGUAGGAGGCGUCAGUCAGGAUACAUCAGCCGAUGAGGUUAAAGGCUAUUUUAGUCAAUUUGGGAAAGUAGAGGAGACUGUAAUGUUAAUGGAUCAGCAGACCAAAAGACACAGAGGAUUUGGAUUCGUAACCUUCGAGAGUGAAGAUGUUGUUGAUAGAGUUUGCGAAAUACAUUUUCACACUAUUAAAAACAAAAAGGUGGAAUGUAAAAAAGCACAACCCAAAGAAGCAGUUCAAGCUAGUGCUCAUUUAUUAGGUAAACGACUAAUGCUCACCGGAUUGGGCAUGCGUGCCAUAGCUCCCGCACCAGGAGUGUUAGCCACAGUUAACCCCCUAGCAACAGCUCAAGCGCAAGCACAUGUACAAGCCGUACAAGCUGCCGCAGCAGCCGCUCAAGCCCAGCCUCUCGCAUUAGCGACUUACGGAAAACUGUUUGGUACCUACCCACAUUUGGCUAGUUACCGCUAUUCACCUUAUCCGAUAACAGCAGUCAGUGCAGGCGCAGCAGCCACACAGAACCCUGCUCAAGCACCUGCAGCUCAUACGCCUGCACCCCCCACAAUGGCGCCCCCAGUCGCUGCUAGCCCUUACCAAGGCUACAAUCUCACAAAUGUUGAUAUGUCAUCGUUUCAGGGAGUCGACUGGGGAUCCAUGUACGGUGUCGGCAUGUAUGUCUAAGUGUUCACACAUUUGUUAUUUAGGUUUCUUGUGUUAGGUUAUUGUGAAGGACUUCCAUGAAAAUAAACGAUACAUUUCCAACAGAGGAAGGGAUACUGCAUCUACCAAAUACGUCAAGUUCCUUUUGCGACUUCUAGCCUUAUUUUAUUUCUUAUUUUAUCAUACAUACUGAAGGUACUGCCAUUGUAUGCUUGAUAAGGCAACCUUUCCUAUAACUUUUAAUAACAUGUGCCAUAUUCAUAAAUAAUCCCAGUAUGUUGUAUGUUUCAAAUUUAAAUAGUUGAUAAUUUUCCUUUUUAUUUUAUUUCUUUAUUCUAUUACUUUUUUUUGUAAUUCACUUACUGUAUGGUAUGUUUUAAAUUGUACAAUUUUAUGACCAAUGCUUUCUCUUCAACUCAAAGCCUAAAUGGUUCUCAAUACACUUUUGCGCAAGAUAAUAUUUAUCUAUGAUAAAUAAACUAUAUGUUAGUAGAUGUAAAAUACCCCUUCCUUUUCUUAAUUGUCAAUGGCAGCGGCUCGUGCCUACUUUUCAAUGGUAUUAUUGAUGAUGCUACAGUGGUGAUUUUUUUCUGUACAUAGAAUCACAUUGCCACAAUGCUGUCGGGCAGUUUUUCUAAAAGCAUCACACACAUUGCGCUUACAACUAUUUCAAAAUACUCCUAGAAAUAAUAUCUAGUCGAGAACUACUCGUAUUCGGCCAUAAACAGGUUAAACGCCUUCAAUUAUGGUUCUUGUAGUACUCGACUGUCGGUUUUGAUGCCGUCUUUCUGCUCAUCUAGCAUCUCGGCAAUAACUCGCAAUAAUCAGUAUUAAAUUUUUGAGAAAAAAUAAAUUGCCGUUUUGUUUUAAUUAUUUUCCGUAUGAAAAAAACUCUUGAUAUUCCUGUCAUAUGGCAAUAAUUAUAACUUAUUUAUAAUGGAACAUUAAAAAAAAAAGGUUGUGUUGAGUGUACUUAAGUUAUUAUACCUUAGUACUUAGAUGGGGCUGGAAAGGAUUGUUCUUUCGAAUAAACAGAAUAAUCCAAUACACAUCGUAUAUCGAAGUCUAUACUUUAUUUUACGUUAAGAACGAAACGUUUGGCUUAUGCAGAUCAGUGUUGCCAAGGUCGACAUAAGAUUCAUUCUCGACACGAUAGAAGCGGCAUCGGCGCGGUUCUAUCGUCCAUAAGAAAUACACGGCCCUAUCUACGCAAUGUUCCGUUCUUAAGGUGAAACGCUCUAUAGACACCAUUCUGUACGUAAUAUACAGAUAUUUUUUAUUGGAAUAUUCUGUUUACACACUUACUUAAGUAUAUCAUUCAAUCAAUACUUUCCAAUCCCUGUACUUAAUUUAUUGUAUUUCACCAUUUUUGACUGAUAGGACGGUACUUAUACAUUAGUAAUUAUUUUAUGAGUUAGUUUUUCGAUCGAGUUCAUCACUUUAUUCACUAUUUAAUGAUAUUAAUUUUAUUCAAAGGAUCUCAUUCAUUCGAAUUUUUAGUGUUAUAUUCGAUGUGAUCUAUUUACACAAAUGGAACCAUGUUUUAUAUACUUAAAAUAUCUACAGGGUAGUGAAAUGAUUAUUUAAAUGUAAUGAGGAGUGUAGUUUCUACACCACUGUAAUAAAAAGAUGGAUCUGAUUAUUCAUAAUCUUGGAAUAUUCUUCAUAAAAUAUAUUAUUAUGAAUUACCUAAUUUAACUAAUAUGUGAUUUUUCUACUUAAACGUAACUUAGGUAUACUACUCACAGUACUUAGAUUUAUGUUUUGAAGGGACCUGGUAUUUACCAAUAUUAGGUCUGUCCUUUGUAUAUGAGCAAUUAAAAGACAUACAUAACUUUAUAUAAUCUUAAAACGAAUAUCAGAUCUGCUAUUCCUUUUUCUUUUUUUAUGACCUGUGUUUACUGGGUUAUUUUUAUUCAUUUUUGCGAUUCUGAUGAGCCGCUGUCGCGUCAUUUGUUCGGUAGUUUUCUUGGUAAACCUCUUCCUGCAGACCAUUCGUCUCUUACAAUCGUGACUAUUCUGUUAUCCUGCAUUCGCGUUAUAAUGUUAAUUUCAGUUCUUUCUUCUUUCUCACUCACAUCACACCACAUACUAUAUCCCCGUUUUUUAUGCAGUCACACCUAGUUUUCUAUUACCAAAUCAAAUAGGAGUGGGCAUAAUAUUACUCGCUUGUGUUAUUCUUGUCUUUAUUAGUAUUUCUUCAAUUAGUGUUCCAUCAUUUUUAUUUUAUCUAGUCAGAAUUAAUUUUUGUGUAAUUGUGAUCAUUUUAGGAGGUACUAUUUUUUAAGUGUCACUACUACCUUUGGUCGAACGCUUUUGUUAAAUCUAGGAAGCUUAUGGAGGAGAACUAUGGCAUUCCAUGGCUUUUCUACUAGCUUACGAAUUAUAAACAUAAAAUCUGUUGUCGAUUUCUUCUUUCGAGAUUCCUAUUUUUCUUCAUAUCUAGGAAUCAUAACUUUUCAGCUGUAAUUUAAAAAAAAUAUUUUUUCCAGCAUUCUCCAUAGUUCAUUAGGUUUUUUCCUGUUUUGAAUAUCAGUUUAGCGAUGCAAUACAAUUUUUUAUUAUUUAUCUUGCUAACAAAUGGUCGUGCGUACUUAAUUUUUAUUUUGAUUCUAUUCUAUUCUCCCAUUUUGAUCCCAUAUGUUUUUCUUCUUUGGGGUUUCCUUUUCUCUUUAUACAUUUUUAACAAAUUUCGUAUUUUUUCAGAUUUAACAUUAACCUGUGACUAUUUACCUACUUUUUUUAAUUUUUGUUAAUGCUACUUCAUUUUUUGAUGUUAACUCUCUUUAUAUCACUGGACUUAUUUAACCAGCAGUGGAUAAUUAUUUAAUCAGCGAAAAAAAUAAUUUCAUUCACAUAACAGUCUCCAAAAUUGUUAAACCAAGACGAUCCAAAUCUUCUGGAGUAAUAACUCUAAAACUCUAAACCGGUUUGGAAUAAUGACUUCUAUGAGUUCUCUUAUAAACUGGGUUUCGGCGUGACACUAACUCUUUCAGCCGUGACUAUAGAUUUUCUAAUGGAUUUAGAUCAGGACUAUUUUCAGGCCAAAACAGGACAGUAAUGUCAUGGUAGAUAUAAAGAAAAGCAAAUGGAAUAAUAAGAAAAUAACUGUUCAUAUGUCAAUAUGAAUAUAUUCAAAGAGGAUCGUACAUUUUUGUAAAUAGAUCACUUAUAAUAAUUAUUAUUAAGAGCAAACAAAAUCGUUAGUGCAGCUAGGCCAUAAAACUUGCCGAGUUUUUCAAGAUCGGCCAGUUCCUACUCUUUCAAUUAAAAAAAAAAGAUUGCACAGAUCUAGUCAUGAUUUUUGCUGAUAUUUUUUUGACAAUCUACGCUUGGCUUACCUUUUGGUGUUUACAACUCAUUUAAAAUUGUACUCAAUUCAUACUUAGAUUGAUGUAAGUAUAAAAUUUUACCGAAAAAGCUAUAGCAAACUACAUAACGCAAAUUAAUACAGUGAAAUUCAAAUACCAACAAUAACAUUUUUGUAAUUGAAGUUUUGUUUAUUAGAUAGGCCCUAGCCACUCACUUCUUGUAGUUCAAAUGUGCUUGGAAAUGUUUUUCUAUUUACAUAUUUUUGCAAAUGAAAAAUUUUAAAGUCGCCGACUUUUUAUUGUUUGUAAUUUUUAAACCUUUCUAUGGCUUCUUUUUUUAAUACAUUCAACAAGGAGGAGCUCUACUUUAUUGAAAACCUCUGUUAAAUACAUUUAAGAAAGUAUAGGAAGUAUUUUAUAGUCUUUCUAUAAAAGGUAUUAAUACACGAAAGUCACCUAAGGUAGUAAGUUAUGAGUUAAUGAGGAAUUGAACAUUGUUCAAUUUAUUUUUUCAUUUAUCUGCCUUGGACGACAAAUAAUUGUUUUUGUCGUGAAAAUGUGGUUGAUUUUACACCAUUUGAAGAAUUUUGGUCUAGUCUCAAAUGGGAAUUUCUUGAAUCAAACAAAAUCGACAUCAUUCAAUGUUAGCUUUUUAAAAAUUAGUCUGUCUCUCUAUUUCUCUCCCUCCUUCUCUUGUCGUUUCCCCAUUACUCCUAACAAAUUUUCUUCACUGGUCUCUACCUUCAGCUAUUGUAAGAAUUUCACAGAACCAUCUCGUUGGUGACUUGUGACUUCUCCUCGGAACGUUUUCAGAAACAAUCUCUCUAAAUAAUCGUCCCUUCUGUGUACCAUACUAGUAAAUAACUGUAGAAUUCACUGCAGACAUGUUGUGGAAAGCCUUUUUAUAUUUUCAGGUUGGUUAAGAAUGGAAACGUUUGUCCGCUGAGUUGACAAAGGUAUGCGCAGGCGCAGCCAUCGUCUCUAACCGCAUCUCAAAGGCAUCCAUUUUUUGGCGUUCUUAUGCGCAAGAGUCCAAAUUUCUGCCUCGUUUAGAAAUGCAUUGACCGGCAAAAAUUAUUUCCAUUAAAAAAUACAGAUUAAUAUACUUUCACUUAUUCGUUGACGGUUGUUUUCUUGCAGUCAGUCGAAUAAGGAUAACUUUGCUUCUCUUGUAAUGUUUCUGUAAUGAAUUUUGCCAAAAUACUUUUCUUGUCAAAAGAAUUUUGAAAAUUGUUUUCUGAAUUCCAAAUAUUUUUACAAUGUCUUCCAUACUCUAUCCAAACAUUUCUGCAAACCAUUCUGAGGCUCCAUUUUUUCGAGUAAAUGAAAAUUUGGUAAAUCGUUUUUAAAAGAUUAAUUUUAUCCACUCCCCACAUAUUUUUUGUAAUUCUUAUAUACUCUGUAUACGGUACAAAUACAUAUUAUAUAUUUAUUUAUUCUAUCUUCUGCAUUGUUAAUCAGUAUUUGCAAUACCCUUAUAUAGUUGAAAGCAAUUAUAACAGGUGUAACAACAAACCAUUUAGUUAGAAUUAUUUCGCGAUCGGAAAUAGACAGUUCUUUAACAUCGCCUUGUCCUUGCUGUUGCAUUAGUUAAUCCGUUAAGGUAAAUCCCGUUCAUCACAAAAGUAUUUCCUUUAUCUACAGAUGUGCACAUGUAUUUUGUUCACACUUGUAAUAAAAAAUUCGAAACUACAAUUUAUAAAUGUAAAUACUAGGGAUAUAAAGAAUAAAGUCAAUUUACUUAACUAGGGGUAAAAAAUAAAAGCAAUUUCAAUAAUGUAACAGGCGCAACUUCCGUGCUUUUCUACAAGUCUUGCUGUUUACAGUAGAUUACACCCAAAACUCGAUUUUCACAGUCUCUUAAAACUAUGUGCAACAAAUAUAGCAGUGUGGCCAGACCCAGAUUUAGUGAAAUUUCACUAGAUUUAGUAAUUUUUUAACAAUCUAAUGAAAUAGUUAUCUUUUCAAAAUAGACACAAUUCUAACGAUUUUUGGAAGUUUCUAUUAGGGAGCUCGCAAACCAAAAGCGAUAUCCUUACAUCGCAUAACAUACAUUUCGAAAAGAUACGCACUGAGUGUCACAUCUGGUUUUCGGUGAACGAAAUUCCACCGAAAGUCACCGAAGAUUCACCGAAAACCAGAUGUGACACUCAGUGCGUAUCUUUCCGCAAUGUAUGUUAUGCGAUGUAGGGAUAUCGCUUUUGGUUUGCGAGCUCGCUUAUAUUGAAUUCACCGAAAACCAGAUGUGACACUCAGUGCGUAUCUUUCCGCAAUGUAUGUUAUGCGAUGUAGGGAUAUCGCUUUUGGUUUGCGAGCUCGCUUAUAUUGAAUACUCUUGCUACGUAUAUUACAAAAAAUAAUUUUUAUUUUAUUUCACCUGUCCCAACUGACGGUUUCGUUGUAACCACUUAAAACAGUGGUUUAUCUUUUAUUUCUGUUAUUAUUAAAAAAAUUUCAGGAGUAUUUUUAAUACCUUUGUAUCAAAAUUAUUCAUUUAAUACUUCCACGUAUGUAUUGUUUAUUUAUCACUUUUACAAAGAAAGAGAAAUCCCCAAAGAUUCCUAAUAUUUUCAAAAAGAUAAAGGUUGUUUUAUCUAUUUCAACCAGAUAACUUUCAAGCAGAUAACCUUCAACCAGAUACGUUUUAUGUAAAUAUUAUAACCUAAAUACCUAUUCUCGAAAAUGUAAUAAAACUUAAUUGUUUCGUAAUGGCUGAUGUGAGCACUUUGGUCCCAAGCAUUUGGUUCUUUUGAAUUAUCGUUGUUUGAAAUCUUAUUUCAGCAUAAUUAUUAAGGACUUUAACUUUUGAACCUUGAUAAGUCCAAUAUAGGGAAAUCCCCUGAAAAGUUCAUAGAAUUUUUUUUAAAUCUAGUGAUAUCUAGUGAUUUUUUCAGCGAAAUCUAGAAACUUUUAUAAAUUUGACCUGGCAACACGUAGUAUACAGUGAUGAGUGAGCUAAUAAUCGGCAAAAUAACGCAAAAGCUGGAAAACAUAAUGCAUUGCGAGACAAAAAGAAAUGAAAGUAGUGGAGGUGGAAAUUAUCGUUAUAAACGUAUAAAUUAACAUUACAUAGUUUCCCACCUUUAGACGUAUCAGAGGAGUAUGACAACUGUCAUUGCGACAGUAGAAUUUUAUAAAAUUCUCCUGUCACAGACGUCCAAAGGUGGGAAACUAUAUAAUGUAAUGUUAAUUUAUACGUUUAUAACGAUAAUUUCCACCUCCACUAGUUUCAUCUCUUUUUGUUCCGCAAUGUAUUAUGUUUUCCAUCUUUUGCGUUAUUUUGCCGGUUAUCUCUCAUCACUGUAUUAUAAUGAUUGAAAUUGAAAUCUGCAAUAAGUGGUACCUCAAUACAGUUAAGGUGCACAAAUAUACUCAACAGGAGCGAACGAGUUAGCUCAUUUUUUAGAUUGUUUUAAUUUAAAAUUUUAAUAUUAAAAAAGAGUAGUUCAAUAUUCUUGGUCUCUGAUAUUGGUUUACUAAACUACUUAACCUUUCUUUUAUUUUGCAUCUUAUUUAUUUGCACCAGCCUCUUUAUUUAUUUAUGGCGUCCGAGUAAUUUGCUCGACUAUUUUGGCUGCUUUCGGUUAAAUAUAAUAAUAUAUACUUAACAUAUAAGAAAAUUGUACAUGUGUUUAUUGAGUUGAAAGCACCAUCAGAAUCCUUACUCUUUGAACCAUCACACUAUCCCUAAUCACUUGUUUCAAGUAGACAGAACUGCCUACAUUCCGUAUUAGCUGUGCAUCGAGUAUCUUUUUAACAGUAUAAUAAUUAUAAUACGUGUGAUUCAAGGACCAAUGCGUCUGCCAUCGUUGGAAACAACCUUGGUACAAGACGAAACUAAGAGCUACAUGACACUCCAACUGUCACAUUUAAGGCAACUGUUUUAUGAUAUUUCGUUUGAUUGAUUGUUUUGGUUUCAGGAAGUUUUAUUUUUAAGUAUUAUGUUUUAUAUGCUUCUAAUCUAGUGUUGAAACCUGUUUUGUUGGCCAAUACAUUAGUCAGUAUUUAAACAUGCAAAGGAUGGGAGUUAUUGUAUAAAUGAAAAAUUAAAGAGCAGCAAAAACCACUGAGAAAUCAUUUGAUAUUUUCUUAUUUGGCUUUUGACACAUUCUUGUCACCACUAUCAUCAAUUAAUUUGUCUAAAUCAGCUUUUGGACAUAAUCGCAGCCUCUAUUGCUUAUUUAUUUCUGUGGUUUUCCGGGUUCGACUCCGCGUUGAAUAAUUUUGCGUUUUAGAAAAAUGACGUAAGUCAGAUUAGUUCUGCUUUUCUCGAUAUUUGAGAAGAAAGGAUUUCUGGGCGCUAUGCCCUGUGUUUAAAUACCUUGCUGCGCUGCUUGUAGUCAAAAUGCUCAGCCCUAGAAGCUGGGCAGAACCACCUUUCAGUUUCAGUUAUGCAUUCCUCCAGCGUGUCCACGAUGAUAUCCCGAGACCACACGCAGAGUUUGGUAAUAUUAAAGCGGAGCUGAAACAGUUAACUUUUUGCUUGCUCCUGAACACCUUGCCUCCCUUCGGGUCGACGCCAUUCUUCAUGUUUCUUUCUCUAGAAUGGCCUCUUCACAUAUCUCUGAACUGCUCUCUACCGAUCUGACGACCUAAGCAUUUCUUCCACUAUCUCCAUGACUGAUUGCACCCUACCUCCUAGCUCUCUCUCUCUCUCUGUUUCUCUGUCAAUCAGGCUCCUCUCAGCUAUUCAUCUAUCGCAUACCAACAGAGUAUGUGAGGCAAUGUCCGAUAUCACACAGUACAAGUCACCUUCUGUCUUUACAAGGUAUUAAAUAAAACUUUGUAUAUUACUUAUCAUCAUGCAACCUUUUCCGUCCACUGCUGGACAUAGGUAUCUUCCAUUUUUCGCCACUCUUCACGGUUCUGUGCAUCUUGUUGUCAUUUCUUAGACAUUCGUUUAAUAUCGUCCAUCCAGCGUGUUGGUGGUGGACCUCUGCUGCGUUUGUCUUCUUUUGGGCGGUAGACAAAUAAGUUUUCUGGUCUAUCUUGAGUCUUUUAGUCUCGAUACGUGACCUGCCUAAUUCCAUUUCAGCUUGGCUAUGCGUUCGACCAUAUCAGUGACACCUGUUCUUUUCCUCAGGUCUUGGUUCCUUAUUUUGUCUUUUUUUGUCACGCUGGGAAUCGAUCUUUCCAUGCACUUUUGUGCCACUCGCAUUUUUAGUGCUGUUAUAUUUGUGAGCGUGAAAGUUUCUGCUCCUGUAUAAUAGGAAGGACGCAUUGGUCAAAUGUCUUCUGUUUCAUAGGUAUCGGGAUGUUGCUCUUUUAAAGAUGUCUCUUAGUGAACCAUACGCCGCCCAAGCAAUUCGUCAUUGAAAUUUACAGGUCUGAUUAUCCUUGCUUAUUUUGAUUUCAUGACCGAGAUAUAAUAUAAAGGGUGUCCCCGAAAAUAGUGCGUUCCUUAAAGGUAUAGGUAGAAGGCAUAAUGUAGAGCAAAAAGUCUUAUAACAUUUUUUUCUAAAUUGAUCCGUUUGACCAAAAAACGAAAAUACAUUUUGAUAUGCAAAUUGAAGUCUGGCAACAACGCGCAACUCAAAAAUCUAAAGAUUAAAAAAGUAGGUUUGUAGGUCAGUUGCAUCUGGUAGGUAAAAUAAUGUAAAUAUCAACCAAACCCUUAGAGUAGGGAGAAUUUUUAAAAUUCUCCCUACUCCAAGACCAAACCCAUAUCCAUUAUUUUACAGGUAGGUACCUACGAUGUCAACAACUCCAAAAAUCACACCUCGAAGUAAAUAAAAAAGGGGUUAUUUGGUUAAAUUUCCACAGUCACAGCAAGUUCUUCUAGGCUACGUUGCCAUGUCAUUCAAAUUUGUUAAAAUAAAAAUUCACUUAUAUGGAGAACAAUGUAAUUUUUUUCUUGGAAACGGUUAACUUUAGAAAAAAUGUUAUAUAACUUUUUUGUUCUAAAUUGUGUAUUAUAUCCAUACCUUAAAGGAACGCACUAUUUUUGGGGACACGCUGUAUAUUAUAUACAAACAAAGGAAGUUUAUAUUAUGUACUUUUCUGUCAAUUCGACCACUUGAUUUUGGAUGGUUAGGUGUUUGCUGGGAACUAAAUUUUUCAUAAAUUUGGUCUUACUUAUGUUCAUUUUUUACUUAUGCUUUUAUACUUUUACUUUAUUACUUAUGCCAUCGUAGAAUAAAUUAGAUUUGUUGAACUACAUACCCAUCCUUUGAAUUGCCUUAAUACUAAGUAGCUCAUUUUAUCGUUGUUUUAAAAUCUUAGCUUAGCUAAAUUUCUGCGUUAGCUUAUUUUUAAGGAAACUAGGGAAGGAAGCUUCCCGUAGCGUUUAAAAUAAAAGACAUCCCCGUUUCAGUAUUUUAUUUGGACUGAUUCGCUCUUAGUUUCGUGUCGCUCAUUUUAAAAGAAUGGUUCAUACUGAUGUUUUUAUACUAUAACGUAAAAAAUAGUUUUUAGUCUUAUAAGCCCGAUUCGGACGCAGUCUCUAGAACUACCUUGUGAUAGUUGUUAGGCAGCUAGAAUUGCGUCGGUUUUGCCAAGUUGCCAAUCGUUAUAUUUUCUGUAGAAUAGUUUACAAAACUCUGUAUGCACUAAUGUAACGCUUCCAUUUCCAUUUGGGGUUACAAGUUUAAAUAGUUUCUUUUCAUUAUAAGUAGUUUACUUGUACCAGAGUAUACCUAACAAUUAGUAUUCCCACUCAGAUUUGGCGGCAAAGAACACGUAUGUUUACUGCGCAGACGGUGACGUCAUUUACUGCGCAGACAGCAGCGUCAUUUACUGCGCAGACAGCUCUUGUGUUUUCAGUGAGAUGUAACUAAAGUAUCUUAAUUAACUGAUUCAAAACUCUGUAUUUGAUUUUCAAAUGAAACUUUGGAUUUUAGUCUAUUUGACAACCACACAGCUUUAAAACUACCAUAUUUACUAAAAACUGUCCAUUUGAUUUUUUAUAGUUUAUAAGACAGUUAUGUAACAAAUAGUUGUGAAACUUUAGAAAUCAAAAUCAUAGAUAAAACGCAGUGAAAGAAAUAUUUUACAUUAAAAAUAUAUAAACAUUUUCAAUUUUGUUGCAGCCCGAAAUCGCAGCAGCAUUAUAUUCUAGUUCAAUCAGAAAUUUUCUACAUCUGCUAAGAAAAAGACUAAGUUUUCAAUCUAAUAACACAAACUACACAGCUUUAAAACUACCAUAUUUACUAAAAACUGUCCAUUUGAUUUUUUAUAGUUUAUAAGACAGUUAUGUAACAAAUAGUUGUGAAACUUUAGAAAUCAAAAGCAUAGAUAAAACGCAGUGAAAGAAAUAUUUUACAUUAAAAAUAUAUAAACAUUUUCAAUUUUGUUGCAGCCCGAAAUCGCAGCAGCAUUAUAUUCUAGUUCAAUCAGAAAUUUUCUACAUCUGCUAAGAAAAAGACUUUUCAAUCAAAGUUUUCAAUCUAAUAACACAAACUGACAUUAAAAUAUCAUUCUAAAUCCCAUCAGAUUGAAAACAGGGGAACCUUCUCUGGUCACAACCUCCGAGGCUUCUAAAAAAUGCAAGCCAUAUGGCUGCCAAGACUAUAGGAAGAUGGGGGGAUUUUACAAUUCAUAAUUCACGUCCCAUCUGCUCAGCAUGGAAAUAUUUUACGUUUUUUUUUUAAAUUUCCCGAAAAAUGAAGUAGUAACAAUUAGAGAGUUUUGAAAUUGAUUAACUGCUACAUAUGCAUGUAUCCAUUUCGUUAAAAAUUGUUUCAAAAUAAAUGAAAGUCUGCUCUAUCGCGUCCAUAUGUGCAGUGCUAUGCCUGAUUUACCCUCGCACAAUAUGGCGUCAACGUCACCGAAUUUGUAACUAAAGAGAUCAAAGGUACCGCGUCAGAGAGAGUACUGAUUGUUAGGUGUACUGUGCUUGUACAUUCUAGUGAGUUGGUGUAUAGGCUCUUCUUAUAAUUUAGACAGUUUAUUAACAUCUAACACUUCACCAGAUUCUCUGUUAUAUAAAAUCUUUCAGAUUAUUGUAUAUAAUAAAACAACGUGACAUUUUAGUUCAUACAGAGCAUUAAAAAUGUUGAGUACCUUGUAUAUUUGACUGACCCCUUUUUAGCAAUAAGUUUUAUUCGCGGCAGCUUUUUGAUUGCGUUUCGUUCCAAUAGUAAGGAACUCAUACCUUUGAAAAGGACAUUCAAGGUACAUAUUCAUAUUUUUAGAAUAUAUGCACCUACGUGCAUAAGUUCUAGGUAGCUUUUAAUAUGAUGACACUUGAUUUCAAGUUAUUUUAUUUAUGGUCACUGAAGUGCCAAAUUUUAAGUAUUAUAACGUUCGAUUUGCAACUUUGCAUUGAUUAAAAGGAAACAAGGAAAGUAACUGCUUUUUUAAACGAAAUUGAUUGAAACUCGCACACUUAACGCUGAUAUCGAUUUCAGGUACCAAAUGUAAGAGUCCAUGUUACCUUAUUCACUUCUUAAGAUAUUUUUUAAAUGUAAUAAUUUUGGAUGAUAAAAUAUACGGGUAGCGAAAUAUCAUAACAGAUAUGGAAAUAACGGAAAAAUAAUCCACUGUCCUUCAUAAUAUAAUGUUUUUUUAUGUUAUUCAAUUAGGUUUUUACUUCAUUGUAAUAUUUUCUUUGUUUAGAUUUAAUCUUCCAGGAUUAAAUUUCUUUAUUUAGGAAUUGCUUCCAAUAUCUCUUUAUCUAGCUUGUUGUGGCCACAAGACUGUCUGGAAGAUUUACUAUGUUCUGCAAACUGGCAGCUCUAUCUGUUCCAUGGUCUCUCCAUUGUUAAUCUUGGUUUUACGCCUUCUGCCUGUAAUUUCCAUAUCCAAUGGUAUUGCUUCAUGCAUGAUCUCGUAGUGUUACAUAACAAUAUUUGACAUAACACGAAGAUCUGCUCUAUUGCAAACUCACCCAUAGAGCUCUGUAGAUGGCGUAGCAUAAUUUAUUUUUGGAUUUUUUCUCUAUUUAUUUUAUAGGCUGGUAAUUUUUCUUGGAUAUCACCAAUAUUAGUGUUCGUGUUGAUUAACCUACUAUAUUCAGCAUAUGUAAAUUAAUACUUGUCUUUUAAAAGGUUUUAGCUGUUGGUGUUUCUUUUAUUAAUUUUUGUCGGUGAAAUUCCGGGCAAUCUUUCAAAUUAAUGGUGAAAUGAUCUCCCAUGCAACUAAAACAUUUUGGUGUUAUUUCUUCUUCCGCACACUCUUUCGAGUUAUGGUCUUUGUUACAUUUAUAGCGUCUGGGUCGAAAUUUACAUUGGUUUCUGAGGUGCCCAUAACGCAAACAAUUAAAACAAAGUAGUACUUUUUGUUUGUAUGAUUCUACCUCUUUUAUAACUUUAUUGAUAAUGGUAUAUUUAGGUAAUAUUUGUGUUUUGAAACUAACAACACAUGAUUUAUGUAGCUGGCACAAACUCUGUCAUUUCAUCUUUUGUAACUUUACGAUUUAUUCUUUUAACAUUUAAAACUUUCAAUGGUAAAUGGUGAUCAUAUGAUUUAAUUUUAUUUUUAAGGUAAUCUUCAGAAAAUUCCGUCUCAAUGUCUCUUAUUACACCCUGUCUGACAAUAAUAAAUUUGGGAACAUAAAUAUCUAAAUUGUUAUCAAUAAAUACUUUAUCGUUUUUGUCGCUGAUAAGGUAAUUAGCGUUUUUUGGAUCCUUCAUUUUAAUGCGAAUUCUAUUGCGACCUAUUUAAUUGGUCUUUACCAAAGCCAUCAAAUUAAAUAAAAAAAAGCUGUUGGUGUGUCUUUACAGAUUGGUAAAGAAAAUUUAGAAAAAGCUAAUUGAUCUUUACCAAAGCCAUCAAAUUAAAUAAAAAAAAAGCUGUUGGUGUGUCUUCUGGCUAUACGAAAUAUAUACCUAAAUUUACAAAGCGUAUGAUAAAAUAUAAUCUUCUUCUAAUGGCGCUACAACCCUUUGUGAGUCUUGGCGUGCUUAACAAUGUUCUUCCAUUCUGCCCUGUCGGAUAUUUUCCUUGCCACUGCCUGAUAUUCAUGGUUUUUAAGAUCCCCUCUACGUCGUCUAUCCAUCUUUCACGGGGCGUUCUUGUUCUAUUUCCUUGGAGCUUCCAUCUCUGGAUUACUUUCACAGCUCGAUUAUCUGGCAUAUCAGAGCUUAAAAAAUUGUUUCGCUGGCUGAGAAUUUUAGAGAUUCAAGAUCCAAAUACUUAACUUCACGUUCAUAGUUGGCACUGAAUGUACUUAAUUUUUUUGUCUAACAUGUUUUUGUCUAUAUACCAUGAAUUAAGUUGAACCAAUUUAGAAUUUGCUAAUUGCAUAACUGAAACCUGAAUUCGAUAUCAGCAUUCAUAUUAUAAACAAUUUCACUAUAACUGUGUACAUUCCAGUCAACAAAAUUUUUGGGACAUGUGAUCGUUGCGAACAAAUUUUCAUAACCAAAGAGCAAAUAAACGAACAAAAAGUUGACUUCGAGAAUCAUUGUAAACGUUUGCGUUCCUUAUUUUCUUUAACCAUUCAAGGGCAUCUAGAGUAGGUAACUGUAAAUUAUUAUCAAGUUGACAAGCAAUAAGCAAUGUGAGACAGAAUGAACAACCCUCUAUUUUUGUAUCCAAUUAUAAUUGUUAAGACAAAUAAAAUGGUUUAGUUUCACUUGUUAGUAAGUGAACCCUUACUGAAAAAAGAACUGUAAAUAGUAGUAUUUUACUCAGAGGGUCUGAAUGAUUGUGACAAACCAAGUGGUCAGGAAAAUACAUUUAGGUGUUAAGUCGAACCUAGGACAAAUAAUCCCUGGACAAGUAAUCCCGGACAAAAAAUCUCUACAAAUUAUUCCUGGACAAAAAAUCCCCAGACAAAAAGUCCCCACCUAAAAUUCCGCUCAAUAAUCCUCAAUUUUUUUGGACAAAAUAUCCUCACAAAAAAUCUAGGACAAAAAAUCCGCAAGACAUAUUUGCUGCUGAAUAGUUCUGAAAAGUUUUCUCGUGAACGCAAUCGACGCAAAUGUUUUUCAGCCUCAGUGCAUGAGAGUUAUAGCAAUCGCCAUGAAACCGCUUUUCGGCACGAAAAUAAUGAUUAGCCCAAAAAUGAAUAACCAUUUUCAAUUUCGUUGCAACACGAAACUACAGCCGCAUCAUCAUUCCAGUUCAAUCAGAGAGUGCAGCAAGCACCUCUACCGGUUUCGAAACUUAUUAGUAUAUCAUCAGGAGGCACAUAUGUUGCUCUCUCUGACCCAACUAGGACAAACCCCGGCGUGCAGUCACGGAUUGCAACGAACGAAAUGGCAGAGAUGCCCUAGCGGCAACUGCUAUCAAAAAACUAAGUUUUCAAUCUAAUAGCACAUAAAUCAACAUCCAAAAAUGUCAUUCUACAUCCUAUCAGAUUGAAAACAAUGGGAACCUUAUCUGGUAACACCUCCGAGGCUUCUACAAUUUGCAAGCCAUAACGGAUGCUGAGACUCGGGAAGAUGAGGGAGUUUUACAAUUUAUAAUUCACGUUCCAUCUGCUCAGCGCGGUAUAGUUCCAACGAGAAUGGUUUUCUUAUAAUGAUUACCAUUUAAGAUUAAACAUGAAUUGUAAUUUCGAUUACCAAAUUUCGAAUUCCAACUGGUUUUCCCCAGUACGGAUUCAUGCUCUAAAGUUCUAAUUUUCCAUGACAAAAGAGUGAAUUUUUUCAAAAAUCGUGGAAAAUGUGGGGAUUAGUGUGCGAUGAACUAUGAACAAAGCAACAAUGAGGAAAACAAAUAUGCGUGUUGUUUAAAAUUCGUUACAUGAUACAAAUUGUUGGUACAUGAUACGUGUUGUUUUUGGAAUAGUUGAAAUGUGUAAGCGAACACACUCAGAAAUAAUGAUUUUUUGGUAUCUUCAGAGUGGGACUGAAUGUUGCUUGCAUUGAAUUGAAUCUGAUGACUAAAUAUUUUAUGCGUAAAAUUUACCAAAAAGAACCAAUUAAAUUUACUAUUCUAACUGGGAAAGAAGCCACAAUUUAAGUUAAAAAAUGAGUUUAUUGACGUUUCGACUUCCACUUCGGAGGUCGAAACGUCAAUAAAAUCAUUUUUAAAGUUAAAUUGUGGCUUAUUUCCCAAUUAGAAUAGUAAAGUACGUAAAUGCCACAAAUAUAUAGCUACAGAACCAUAUUAAGAACAGGCUCUUUUUCAUUACAAUUGGAUUGAAACUGAUGACUAAAUAUUUUAUGCGUAAAAUUUACCAAAAAGAAAUAAGUCACAAUUUAACUUAAAAAAUGAGUUUAUUGACGUUUCGACUUCCACUUCGGAGGUCGAAACGUCAAUAAAAUCAUUUUUAAAGUUAAAUUGUGGCUUAUUUUCCAAUUAGAAUAGUAAAGUACGUCAAUGCCACAAAUACAUAGCUACAGAACCAUAUUAAGAACAGGUUCUUUUGCAUUACAAUAAAAAGAUCGUUUUCAGGACCAGCAGUUAUCAUCACGAAUAGGCAAUGUUUUGAUUCAAAGCAGAGUGAGAAAAAGAUUUAAGCGAAUAAUUACAACAUGAUUCCUACGGCCUUAGCUCAUUCCCCGUAUUUUCCAUGAUUUUUGAAAAAAACUCACACUUUUUUGUCUUUUGUCGUUUUCGGCAUGAAUGCAUGAAUCCGUACUGGGGAAAAUCAGUUGAAAAAGGAAAUUGGAAAACGAAAUUACAAUUCGUGCUUAAUAUUAAGCGCUAAUCAUUAUUUUCGUGCCGAAAUGCGGUUUCAUGACGAUCUUUUAUUUUUGACGAUACUUUUGUGCAUUUGGGUCGAUUGCGUUCACGGGAAACUUUUGAGAACUAUUCGACAGCAAAUAUUUCAUGGAGAUUUUUUGUCUGAAAUUGAUUGUGGGGAUAUUUUGUCCAAAAAAAUUGUGGGGAUUUAUUUACCGGAUUUUUUUGUGGUGAGUUUUGUCGGUGGAUUAUUUUCUGGGGAUUAUUUGUGGGAAUUUUUUGUCUAGGACUAAUUUGGGGGAUUAUUUGUCCGUACACGGUUAAGUCGUAUCGACAAAAUAAGAAUAGCCGUUUUAUGGAGACUGACUUGUUUUCAUAUAAAUAUAGUGAAUAAUCUAAAAAGUAAUACUUUCAAUGUGGUAUUAGCUAGUACCAACUAGAUAGCGUUGCUCAAAUUGCAAUAAUUUUGAGGAUAUUUCUUUGGAGGUGUUGUGCUUCUAUGUUAACACGAUUAGUUUAUGAUUUUGGACAUUUUCGAUAAUCCUUCAAAAGCUUAGUUUGCUCAAUUGUUAAAGCUGUAGUACUUUUUAGUAUUGUUGACCGAACAAUCUUCAUAAAACUGAUGCAGGCUAUCCGUAAACGUUAAGGAAUUAUUAGAAAUUUUUGAUAAAUCGCUCAUACUCUCUCAAUACGGAUAUUAAUCUCUGGUGGACUAUCAAAAACUUCUAGUAAUUUUUGUAUUUGUAAUUGUUACACAAACAUAAACUUUUAGCUGUUUGUCGUACGUAUUUUAAAGUUACUGUAGCUAUAAGUAACGUAUAAUUUUUUCAUAGACAUUAGUUCUUAGUGUAUGUAGUAUGUAUCUCUGUGUGUAGUGUAGUAUGCGGCGAACAGUCGCAGAUGCACUGUAGUACAGUCGUUCUGAAUAAAGUAGUUUCAUGAAA